GCAUCCGUACCUUGACUUCCAAUAAGCAGACAAGCAUUGGCAGCAGUGACGCCUGAAUCAGAGUCCCAUUUGUACAUCAUACUUUGGGAAGAGAGACCGAGACUGGCCUAAAUGGGCUUCCUGGGCUUUGGGUCAUCAUCGUCCACCUCAUCGGACUUAGCAUCCCGAUCGGCUAGUCCAGAGGGAGCAGUAACGACCUCGGAACCCAGAAGCAAUCCUCUGAAUCCUAAUAAUGUCAAACCUUGCUGUGCUUGCCCCGAGACCAAGGAGCAGAGGGAUAAAUGCUUCUUCAACAACUCUCCUGAAGAGGCUGGAGACAAGUGCAGAGCUUUAGUGGAAGCUCACAGAGCCUGCAUGGCUAGCUAUGGAUUCAAGGUCUAGUAAUCUAUGACAU
Kockovaella imperatae is the source of this 394-nucleotide messenger RNA. Its product is annotated as cytochrome C oxidase copper chaperone-domain-containing protein. NCBI's taxonomy places the organism in Eukaryota, Fungi, Basidiomycota, Tremellomycetes, Tremellales, Cuniculitremaceae. Gene Ontology annotation, biological process: mitochondrial respiratory chain complex IV assembly. Gene Ontology annotation, cellular component: mitochondrial intermembrane space. The coding region runs from base 112 to 381 and encodes 89 amino acids. The transcript is spliced from 3 exons. The record is from RefSeq and is a predicted model, not a curated record. Gene Ontology annotation, molecular function: copper ion binding; copper chaperone activity.